Molecule: messenger RNA, 1591 nt
Organism: Suillus discolor
Lineage: Eukaryota; Fungi; Basidiomycota; Agaricomycetes; Boletales; Suillaceae
Product: WD40-repeat-containing domain protein
Exons: 7
Coding region: 6-1439 (477 amino acids)
Molecular function (GO): protein binding
Source: RefSeq, a predicted model, not a curated record
AGCAAAUGAUCAGCGGAUCAGACGAUAAGACGAUUCGGCGAUGGGACUUGCGAGAGGGCAAGGAGAUUGAAGAGGCUCGGGAGGUUUACAAAAAUAGGAUAUAUGGAGUGAGGGUAUCAAGGGAUGGUCGAUGGGUUGUCACUGCUGGCUAUAGCCUCGGACUCAAAGUCAGUGAGGUUGAGACGGGGAUCGUGAGAACAUUUCACAUUGGGUGGAUCACUUGCUUCGAUAUCUCAACGGACAGCACCUUGGUAGCGGGUGGGUCAUACGAUGGGACACGGAUAUGGAGCUUGGACACAGGCGAACUCGUGGUUGGUCCAUUCCAAUUUACUGACAAGGGUGAUCCUAGCCCAAUAGCACUUCGACUCUCGCAAGACUCUCGGAAGAUGGCGGUGUCUCUAAAUUUGGGGCAUCUUCAGGUGUGGGAUGUUGAGGCACAGAAAUUGCUUGUACAAAAGUCUAGUCCUAGCAAACAUUCUGGGUUUGUUUCACCGGUCUUCUGGACAACAAAAGACAAAUCCAUUGUAGCUGCAUUCAGCUUCACGGAUGAUGCCCUCAUCCGGACGAUCUAUGAGUUGGACGCAUCGACACUCAAGACUGUUGGAGCUCCUUUCAAACACACUGAUGGCAUCUAUGGUCUAGCACUCUCAUCUGAUUGUAUUCUUCUCGCCAGCUCUUCCUACCGCUCCAUCAAGCUGUGGGCCUUCGAGUCCCGCCAACUCCUUGCUUCAUUCGACGUUUCGGGAUCUCCCAUGACCGUCGUCCUCUCGCCUGAUUCACGCCAACUAGCUCACACGACCUUCGAUGACUCCAAAAUUUACGUAUGUAACAUUCCAGCAAAUAUCCUUGCUAGCAUUGGGCUUCAAGAACUGCAGUCUAGUAACAGUAAAUCUGAACGUUCGCGCCAUGCUGGUCUACUCAACUCCAAUGCAACACCUCGUCCCGCGCGUCGUAAACUGGUGGUAAUACCUGCUGUGUCUCCCAUCCCUCGACCUUUGCCUGCGAGGGAUCCAGACACUCGCCUUCGCUUUCUACGCAAACUCUUUUCACCCUCUUUUCGUACAGGCGCGGUUCACACCGAUGAGCCUCGCGAUCCCCUGGAUUUCUCUGCUACAUUGCCCCUACCUCGUGCACUUUCAAAACAUGGCGAUGAUGCUCGACACGCACCAGUACCACGCACCACCCAAUCCUCUGCCAUCAAUACUUCCUCAAAUCUCAAAUCCCGCCUACAUCGACUAUCAACUCAUGCAUCACCCGCUAUCGUCGAUGUUCCUCUCGCGCCUGGUAGACUCCGGUACGCUGCAGCGGGUGCUCGCGGCCCUGAAGAUGACCUUAUACGUGAUGAAGACUAUGUUCCUCCUUCUCCUAAUGCCGGCUCACGCCAAGGGACUGUCAACUCCGGACAGCAUGGAAGAAGCCGGUUCUGUUUCUGCUUAUAGCUGAAUUCGAUCGGAUAUCUUGUUACUGUAAUCAUUACUCAUAAAGCUAUCGGUUUUUGUUUCUGCUUUUAACUGAUUCGAACUUGUUCCCUGGUACCUCGUUGCUGUAAUUGUUGCUCGUCGCAUGCGUUGUUCUCCCGUCAGUGUCACGG